UUUCCGGUCGGUCCGAGCAGAAUAUUUCCUGUAGGCGGGGGAGGGGGGGGGGAGUACCUCUUUCACAAGCAGUACUUUAACGCUUCAGAACUGCGCGAGCACCGGUAACAGUCGACGGAAUCCUCAGCACAGCAGUCAUGUACUUGUACCUUCUGGGCCUGGUGGUUCUCUACUACCUGUACCGCUGGGUCAGAGAGCUCCCCAGGGUCUCUGACAAGAACAACAGGUAUGUUUACAUCACAGGAUGUGACAGCGGCUUCGGGAACCUUCUGGCCCAGCAUCUGGACAAGCAGGGGUUCCGAGUGAUUGCCUCAUGUUUCACCGAGAGAGGAGAGGAGGAGCUGAAGAAGUCCUGCUCCAGCAACCUGAUCACAACUCACUUGAAUGUUAGAUCUCAGGACAGCAUUGCCAAAGUUGCAGCAAUGAUUAGGGAUACAGUGGGGGCACGUGGCCUAUGGGCUGUAGUGAACAAUGCAGGCGUCUCCGUUCCCUCUGCCCCAUGUGACUGGCUGACUCUCGAUGAUUACAAAUCCAUGCUGGAUGUGAACCUGAAUGGGGUGAUUGGUGUGACCCUGAGCGUCCUACCACUCAUAAAAAAGGCCAGGGGAAGGGUGGUGAAUGUAGCCAGUGUGUUUGGGAGGAUCAGUGCUUCUGGGGGCCCAUAUACUGUCUCAAAGUUUGGUGUUGAAGCAUUCAAUGACAGCCUAAGGAUAAAUAUGGCACCUUUUGGUGUCAAGGUCCUCUGCAUUGAGCCAGGAUUCUUCAAAACAAAUGUGACCAACUCUGAAAUCCUGGGCAAAAAUGUUAAAAUGGUGUGGGAGAAACUUCCACAGGAGGUUCGAGAUGACUAUGGAAAUGAAUAUCUACAGAAGGCAUUAGCAGUGGUAUCAGACAAAGUUCCCAAGAUGAGUGAUGCAGACCUGAUGAAGGUGGUCCACUGCAUGGAACAUGCCGUGGCUGCUGUCCGGCCUCGUACUCGUUACUCGCCUGGAUGGGACGCCAAGCUUUUUUGGCUGCCACUGUCCUACAUGCCCACCUGUGUCAGUGAUUACAUCCUGCAGAUGGAAGCCAUUCCUAUCGCCAAGCAGAUCGAAUAACUUUAUAUUUGUCUUUGCAAAUACAGGCAUUCUUUCUGUGUGGACUGUACACACUUAUCAGUAAAUAAUAAUGAAGAACUGCUUUGUCUUUGUCUCUCUCUCUCUCUCUCU
Molecule: messenger RNA, 1208 nt
Organism: Archocentrus centrarchus (flier cichlid)
Lineage: Eukaryota; Metazoa; Chordata; Actinopteri; Cichliformes; Cichlidae
Product: retinol dehydrogenase 7-like
Exons: 5
Coding region: 138-1097 (319 amino acids)
Biological process (GO): steroid metabolic process
Cellular component (GO): intracellular membrane-bounded organelle
Molecular function (GO): oxidoreductase activity
Source: RefSeq, a predicted model, not a curated record